AUGGCGCAUACGACACAAACACCAGGCGAGGUGGUGCUGAGCACAACGGAUCGACGCCCGAAACAGUUCCUGUGGGGAACGGAGCAUGUUCCUUUGAGGACGGGGGCCGGCACUCUCUUUGAGAAACUGGGCUGGAUGAAUGCCCAGCUCAACGACGCACGCGUCUUCCCUUUGAGGGACCGACCGAGGUUUUGGUCUCCAGAACAUAUGUGGCUUGCUCCGGGGCAAGCUGUCGUCGUGGCUGCUUACUUUCUCUUCGAUUCCGCCCGGGGGUUGGAUUCGUUUGUGCGAGAGCUCGAGGCUUUUGUGCCGGUGACGGCAGAACUUUGGAUCAGUCAACCGACUGUCGACAGCGAGAAUUGGAAUUCUUGCGCCGCGCUUGUUCUUUUCGACGCGUUCGAACCCUUGCACGGGUCUAUGAGCCGGUUAGAAGUGCUACGCGCAGUGCAACACUAUUUGGGAUGGUGUCACAAGAAAGGAAACGACUCGACACAGUGUUGGCGUCACGCAAAAGGCGGUUUCUCCGAGUUGGUGCCCUUGGAGGCAAAGGCACGCUGGUUUGCUGCGAGGCAAGCGUUGCUCCUGCCUUGUGGAGAGCCCCUUCGGCUCCCCGCUAGGUCUUUUAGUUGUAAAACACCCUGUAGAGAUACAUUGGAGUUUGAGCUGUAG
Molecule: messenger RNA, 669 nt
Organism: Purpureocillium lilacinum
Lineage: Eukaryota; Fungi; Ascomycota; Sordariomycetes; Hypocreales; Ophiocordycipitaceae
Source: RefSeq, a predicted model, not a curated record